GCAGGAAGCUCCUGCUGAUCCGUGAAGUGGGUGAGAAGUGUCCUGCAAGAGUCCUCGCAAAACAAGGCCCAUCAUGACGGAGCUGAGUGGGAAAGUCCAGACGGUGCUGGGUCUCCUGGAUCCCGAGCAGCUGGGCCGCACCAUGACCCACGAACACCUGACCAUGUCCUUCGAGUGCUGCUACUUUCCCCCGCCCCCCGGUGAGGAGGAGGUGGCGAAGAACCCCUUCCAGAUGCGGCACAUGCACUGGCUGCGGCAGAACCCCUACAGCAGCCAUGAGAACCUGCUGCUGCAGCAGGAGAACAGCGCGGUGAGGGAGGAGCUGCUGGCCUACAAGGCGGCCGGCGGCGGCACCAUCGUGGAGAACACCACCGCCGGGAUAGAGCGGGACCUGCCCGCCCUCAGGAAGCUGGCCCAGGAGACCGGCGUCCACGUGGUGGCCGGAGCUGGCUUCUAUGUGGACUGCACCCACACGGAGGCCACCAAGAGCAUGAGCGUGGAGCAGCUGACCGCCGUCAUCGUGGGCGAGGUGCUCCACGGCGCCGACGGAACCGAGAUCCGCUGCGGGGUGAUCGGAGAGAUCGGCACCGGGUGGCCCAUCACGGAGAGCGAGAGCAGGGUUCUGAAGGCCACGGCUCAUGCUCAGACUCAGCUGGGAUGUCCGGUCAUCAUCCAUCCCGGGAGGAACCCGGCGGCUCCGGCUGAGGUGGUCCGGAUCCUGCAGGAGGCCGGCGGGGACAUCGGCAAAACCGUCAUGUCCCACCUGGACCGGACAUUGUUCCAGGACGGAGAGCUGCUGGAGUUCGCUCGGCUCGGCAGCUACCUGGAGUACGACCUGUUUGGAACAGAGAUGCUCAACUAUCCCUACAACCUGGAGGUGGACAUGCCCAGCGACAGCCAGCGCGUCCAAGCGCUGAACGUGCUGGUGAGGGAAGGCUACGAGGACAAGAUCGUGGUGGCCCACGACAUCCACACCAAGAACCGUCUGACCAAGUACGGCGGCCACGGCUACUCGCACAUCCUGAAGAACAUCGUGCCGAAGAUGCUGAUGCGCGGCUUCACUCAGCAGCAGGUGGACAAGAUCGUCAUCCACAACCCCAAACGCUGGCUGACCUUCAAGUGAGGCGGCAGGAGCGCCGCGCCGCUGUAACUUCGGAGCCAAAGUAAACUUGGAUCACAAAUCUUAUUUUUCUAUGAUUAGCUCGUAUCGAUUGGCCACAUCCACUCGAGCCAGGCGGGGUCACUGGGGUCAGGUCUCGUGUUCUAGUCCAGGGCUUCUGAACCUUUCUGGUCUGGGGGCCCACCUUCCCAGAACCAAUGGCCCCGGGGCCCAUUCAAGGAAUAGAAGUGAUUCAUCACUCUUGAUUUCAUUUGUGAUCAACAACCAUAUUUAAUCUACUCACACGUAAACAAAGCAAAACCUUGUGAAAUGACAUGAAACCAUGUGAUCAGUGAAAGAUAUUUGUCAUGGAAAGGUCCAACCAGCAGCAGAAGCAGCUGCAAGUCAUGUUCAUCACAUUUACUAAAGGAAAAAAAGAAAAAAAAAUACACUUGAUGCAAACUGUUGAGAAAGUUGGAAUAACUCAAUAAAAUUAUGAAUAAAAUAUAAUAAAACCAUGUCUAAAUAUUAUAUAAUAAAAAUAUUUUAUUUAAACUGCAAAGAAGAUAUAAGUUAAGUGUAAAUGAAAGUGUCACCAUAAAAUGUUCUAAUUCAUUUUCAAAACUGCUCCGACAGGUGCUUUCACGAACAGUGUUUAAUGUAGGGGGCGCCAUCACUUUUUUCAAUUCAGUGACUCACUGCUGCCACCGAACGUGGCUCAUAACUGAGCGUCUCACAGCCCAAAGGUGUCAAACAAAACAACUUCUAGCAGCCCUCUAGGGGGCGCUCAAGGCCCAAUGGUUCAGAAUCCCUGCUCUAGUCAGGACCAGAGAACACAGACGCCCAAUUCAAGACCGAGUCGGACUGAGACCAAAGUGAAUACAGUUUAGUCACCUAUUACCCUUCAAUUCUGUAGGAUUUUAGGUGGUGGGAGGAGUGCCUCACAUGCACUAACCACUGUGCUGCUUGAAGUAUAAAUUCAAUGCUAAAACUAGAAGCUGGACUCGAUUUGAAGAUCAAAUAAAAAUGAUUGGUGAUA
Molecule: messenger RNA, 2138 nt
Organism: Synchiropus splendidus (mandarinfish)
Lineage: Eukaryota; Metazoa; Chordata; Actinopteri; Syngnathiformes; Callionymidae
Gene: pter
Product: phosphotriesterase related
Exons: 5
Coding region: 74-1123 (349 amino acids)
Biological process (GO): catabolic process
Molecular function (GO): zinc ion binding
Source: RefSeq, a predicted model, not a curated record